AUCGUUUUUUAUUUUGCCAAUGCAAUUUAUUUUCUAGCUAAACCAACUAUCGCGUUUUAUGUCGGAUUAUCCCAUCAUGUUACAGUCACUAGUCAUACCAAAGUCAUAUUUGAUCGAGUGUUCUUUGACUUUAACUCUGUGUACGACAAAAGGACCGGAGAAUUCCUUGCUCCUAUUGGCGGUCUCUACGAGUUCAACUUUCACGCUCUUGGGAAGCGAGAUGGGAAAAUUUGGCUUGAGCUUUUCCAUAACUACAGGUACGUUGAUUCACUGUACAGCCAUACACCUGGCCACUAUGCAACAGGUGGUAAUGCGGCAGUGUUAGAAUUUGACGCUGGUGACGUUGUUUACGUCAACGCCAAUGGUGACGUAAACCUUUACGGCGUUCAUGACCAAAUCUACUGCACUUUCACUCACCGGGUACUUGCUGUUUGCUACUUCUGAGUCGGUAGCAAUUGUAGGAUAAAAUGUUUAAUUUCGUUUGUCAUAUCAGUAUCUUUGGAUUAAAGCACACGGAAACUGACAUAAUAAAGACUAAAGUGUAA
Ruditapes philippinarum (Manila clam) is the source of this 545-nucleotide messenger RNA. RefSeq names its product complement C1q tumor necrosis factor-related protein 6-like. The record is from RefSeq and is a predicted model, not a curated record. Lineage: Eukaryota; Metazoa; Mollusca; Bivalvia; Venerida; Veneridae. The annotation marks the transcript as partial. Gene Ontology annotation, molecular function: protein binding. The transcript has 2 exons.